AUCCUAUGGAAGAAAAGAUGGAUUCUGGUUGUGGAACAUCUUUUUUUUUUAUGCAAGAAAAGAUUAGCACAUUCAUAUCUAAUUCUCGCCAUUCAAACCUUAGUCUGAAUGUUGAGGUUCAUGUCAAACCUGCUAUACCAAAUCCAAAAGUGGAGCAUGAUGGAAAAAACUUCUCCACGGUCAUUGAAAAUAAUAAAAAGGUCUUUGAAGAGGACCUGUUAAAAAUUGGCUCUGUAGUCAGAAUAUUGGAAGAAAAAUGUGUCAAGCUAAAUGAAGAGAAGGAAAAAAUUGAGCAAACUAUGAAAAAAUUGCAAGGUUUUGACUGGCUAGCACAUCUAUAGCUAUUCUUUUUUAUCUGCUGGAAUCAUUGUAAAAAUGUUUUGACAUAUCUAAAGAAUCUACUUGACCAAAUCGACCAUUUAAUUUUGUGACACUGACAUGUCCUUCCAUGCUAGAUAUUACUUGUGUCGUACCAUUAAUUUAUAUGUUGAUUUAGGGAAUUACUAGCAUAUUUUGUUGAGACAUUUAUUUUCUCAAUCAACUUGAUGACCUUAAACAUUAUCUACUUUAUAUUAGGUAUGUAGAAAACAAUCCACAGUAUGCUGAAUCCGGCGUUUACUUACUCAAAUUUCGACAACUGCAGGUAGAAACAAAUUUAUGCAGAUAGCUGAUUAGAUAACGUUACAUUUUUGCACAUUCUUCCACUAAAAUUUGUUUCCAUUUCCAAUAAUUGAGUAAUUUUUUUGUUAUGACAGUCUCGAGCAUUGGGUAUGAUUCACUCUCAUGUACUUUCUGUACUCAAAAGUGCGUCUUCUCAGGUAAAAUAAUGUAGGGGUUGAAUUAAUGCGCUCCAUUGUUUUGUGCUGUUUUGUUGGGUUGGUAGGCCUCUGUUUCUG
This is a messenger RNA of Humulus lupulus (European hop), 896 nucleotides long. RefSeq lists its product as uncharacterized. The transcript is spliced from 3 exons. Bases 6 to 341 code for a protein of 111 amino acids. NCBI's taxonomy places the organism in Eukaryota, Viridiplantae, Streptophyta, Magnoliopsida, Rosales, Cannabaceae. The record is from RefSeq and is a predicted model, not a curated record.